GAACCACUGAGACUGCUGCUGGUCAGACGACCGAGACUGCUGGUGGUGUUCAAACUACCGACACUGCUGCCGGCACUGAGACUACAGAGGCUGCCGUCACUACUACUGAGGCUGCUUCCACAACUGCUGCUGGCUGCACUGCUGCUUACACCACCGUUGACAGCGCCCCUGCCGAGUCUUGCGCCGUCAUGGGCCGAUCCCAGGAUGGUUCCCCCAUUGAGAUGUAUCGACAGAUCGACAGUGCCGACGAGUGUGCCACCAAGUGCGCUGACUAUGUCAAUGAGGAAAACGCUGGAGAGGUUUGCAACACCUUCUCUUACCAGGUUGAGUCUGGUGUAUGCCAACUUUACGCCGAUUCGCUGUACGAACUGAACGUUGACGAUUCCGAAUGCGAAGAGGGCUCCAUCUGCCCGGCGGACUCCUCCUUUUACGAGUUGCACGCCUGCUACGCUAAGUGCGAUGGAUAUGUUGUUCCUACAACCACCGAGGCUGGAACAACUGAUGCCGCUACUACCACCGAGGCCGGUACCACUGAGGCUGCUGGCACCACCACUGAGGCUGCUGGUACUACUACCGAAGAGGCUGCUGGCACCACCACCGAGGCUGCUGCUACUACUGACGCUGGCACCACCACCGAAGCUGCUACUACCACCGAGGCUGCUGGUACUACUACCGAAGAGGCUGCUGGCACCACCACCGAGGCUGCUGCUACUACCGACGCUGGCACCACCACCGAAGCUGCUACUACCACCGAGGCUGCCGGUACUACUACUGAAGCUGGCACAACCACUGAGGCUGCUACCACUACUGAGGCUGCUCCCGUCUGCACAAACUACAUCCCCAAGCCCAACCGCCCUAGCACUUGCGGCCAGCAAGGCAAGGUCAGCUGCCGUUCUUCUCAGAAGCUCGGCCAACCCGUAUGGACUGCCAGCGCCGACAAGUGUGGAAAGAUCUGCGGAACCACCGAGGGCUGCAAGACCUUCUCCUUCAAGUACAACGGCUCCAAGUGCCAGCUCUACAGCGCUGCCCUGGACCAGCUCACCUUCACUCCCUGCAACACUGGCGUCAAGUUCUACGAUCUUGAGAAGUGCUACACUUGCCAGAACGAGGUCACUCCUCCUCCUCCUGCCACAUGCUCCAAGUAUGUUUCCGACCCCAACUGCAGCAGCAACACCUACUGCGGUACUCGCGGUUCCAUCUGCGAGGAGGUACUCAUCCCCAACGUCGGUGAUGCCUCAUGCCUUGAGAACUGUGCCAAGAGCUGUAUCGAAUACGGCGCCGAGUGUGUGUACUUUAGCUACAAGCCCACCACCCCCUGGGGCAGCGCCAAGUGCAAGCUGUACAAGUCUGGCAAGAUCAUCAAGAACAAGAACUCCAUCAUCAAGUUCUACCAGCAGCCUUGCUUCAAGUGCCAGAACCCUCCCGCUCUACAUGAAUAUAUGAUCUGGACAACCAAUAUCGUGUCCCUGAUCGAAAUACUGUGA
Molecule: messenger RNA, 1484 nt
Organism: Fusarium pseudograminearum CS3096
Lineage: Eukaryota; Fungi; Ascomycota; Sordariomycetes; Hypocreales; Nectriaceae
Exons: 2
Source: RefSeq, a predicted model, not a curated record